AUGCCCUCUAUCGAAAUGACGGAGGACGUCCGUCCUUCUACAUCGCCCAAGACCCACGAGGAGACACACAUCGAAAAAGACAGCAGCGAAUACUUCGAGAAAGUGGAAGAGAAUCCCUCUUCAUAUGCUGAGAUCGCCGCAGCCACACUAUCGCAGUCACACAAGGACUACCUCAUACAGCGUCAUGGGACCCUAGACUUGGAUCCUAUUCCGAGUCCUUCGGCUGCAGAUCCAUACAACUGGCCCCUGUGGAAGAAACUCGCCAAUCUCGUCCUUGUUGCCUUCCAUGCCUGCAUGGCCACGUUCACAGCAUCGAUCAUUCCUGCUUACUCCAGCAUCGCAGAAGAUCUCGGAGUAUCAAUGCAGAGAGCCAGCUAUCUCACCUCGCUACAGAUCGCCAUCCUGGGAGGUGCUCCCUUAUUCUGGAAACCGUUGUCCAACCGCUACGGGCGCCGACCAAUCUUUCUUCUAUCUCUCAUCUGCAGUCUGGUGUGCAACAUUGGCUGCGCUAAAAGUCCCACGUAUGCAUCCCUGGCUGCAUGCCGAGCAUUGACGGCUUUCUUCAUCUCGCCUGCUGCCGCGAUCGGAAGUGCAGUAGUCACAGAAACAUUCUUCAAGAAGGAGCGCGGCCGGUACCUUGGCGUCUGGACCCUGAUGGUGACUCUGGGUGUUCCAGUUGGUCCCUUGAUCUACGGAUUUAUCACCUAUAGAGUCGGUUGGCGGUGGAUGUUCUGGGUCUUGGCCAUUGUCAAUGGCGUGCAAUUCGUCUUGUAUCUUUUCUUUGGCCCAGAAACCCGGUAUGUCGGCGGCAGCGCAGAAGGUAUUUCCGAUUUCAAAGCGCAGUAUCUCUCAUUGCGUCGGAUCGACCCAUCACCCCUGACUUUCCGCGAAUUUCUUCACCCCUUGUCCAUGGCCAAGCGACCCAGUGUGAUGAUUCCCGCAUGUGCAUAUGCUAUGGUCUUCUUGUUCGGUAGUGUCAUGAUCACGGUGGAGGUGCCCCAACUGGUGCAAGUCAAGUUCGGUCUCAACGCCGAACAGCUCGGCCUCCAAUUUAUCGGCGUCAUCAUUGGUACCGUUCUGGGCGAACAGAUCGGUGGCACCAUGUCUGAUAUCUGGAUGAGCCGCCGGGCACGCAAGAUCCAACAUCGGCCGGAGCCUGAAUUCCGCCUCUGGCUUGGCUACCCCGGUGUCAUCUUGACGAUUGUCGGAGUGAUCGUCUUUCUGGUGAUGAUUCAGGAAGCCAAGGCUGAUCACUGGAUUGUAUCCCCUCUUGUUGGCACCGCAAUUGCUGCCUUUGGUAAUCAGCUCGUGACUACUGUCAUGAUCACCUAUGCGAUUGACUGCUAUCCUGAGGAUUCCGGCAGUGUGGGUGUCUUCAUUACUUUUGUCCGUCAGGUGUGGGGAUUCAUCGGACCGUUCUGGUUCCCUGAUAUGUUUGAUAAUGUUGGUAUUGCUGCCAGCUCGGGAGUCGGGAGUGCCUUAAUGUUUCUUGUCAGUUUUCUGCCCAUACUUGCAGUGCAAAUUUAUGGCAAGAAGUGGCGUAAUGCUGCUUAG
Molecule: messenger RNA, 1554 nt
Organism: Aspergillus homomorphus CBS 101889
Lineage: Eukaryota; Fungi; Ascomycota; Eurotiomycetes; Eurotiales; Aspergillaceae
Product: putative MFS transporter
Exons: 4
Coding region: 1-1554 (517 amino acids)
Biological process (GO): transmembrane transport
Molecular function (GO): transmembrane transporter activity
Source: RefSeq, a predicted model, not a curated record